Molecule: messenger RNA, 1386 nt
Organism: Micromonas commoda
Lineage: Eukaryota; Viridiplantae; Chlorophyta; Mamiellophyceae; Mamiellales; Mamiellaceae
Exons: 1
Coding region: 1-1386 (461 amino acids)
Source: RefSeq, a predicted model, not a curated record
AUGUCGCCGGGAGACGCGGGUGGCGCACCCGCCGGGGAGGGUUCGGCCCCGUCGCCGUCGUCCCGCCCGAGCGCUAACAACGACGACGCCGUGUCGUCAGUGGCGCCGGAUGGCACGAUCGACCCGAUGGUGGCGGAGGCGGAGCAGUCCGCGCUGACGCUGCUCCGGCGCGAGCUCGCCGCCAGCCGCCGAGCCACCGAGCGCGAGCGGCUGGUCGCCAAGCGCGCGUGCGAGCAGCUCGCGGCGGAGCGCGCAGCCUCGGCGGAGCGCGAGGAGGAACUCAUGACGCUGGAGGCUCGGCUCGAGGCGCUGACGGAAGGGAGGGAGAGCGCCAGGGAGGAGGCGUUCCGCCGCGAAGCCUCGCCCUCGUCGUCGCCGCCGGACGACGACGACGACGACGACGACGAUGCGAGGCGCGCGACGUCCCCGCCGGCCGCCGCCGAGCUCUUCAAAACGCCGCACGCGGCCGCCGACGAGGAGGAGGAGGAGGAGGAGGAGGAGGAUGGGGAGGUAUUUGUCGCGAGUGGCGUCCCCCCAUCGCGAGGACGAGGAACGCUCGAUCCCAGAGCCGUCGCCGCGGCCGAGGCCCUCCUCGCCCGCGCCGACGCCCUCGAGCACGAGCACGCGCGCGAGAUCGCCGCGCUGAACGCCCGCGUGCGCGCGUUGGAGCGCGCGCUCUCAUCCGCGGAGGGCGCGGCGGCGGUGGCGGAAGCUGCCGCCGCCGAGGCGCUGCGUCAACAGUCGCGGAUGGCGACGCACCAGACUGCGGCGGCGCUCAGACGACGCGAGAGAGAGGAGGCGGAGGCGGAGGCGACGAUAAGUGACUUGAAGAGGCGCCUCGAGCGGGAAAGGGAGCGCGCGGACGCGUGGAAGGCGCGCGCCAUCGCCGCGGAGUCGAAGGCGGCCAAAGCGGCGGCAGAGGCCGAACAGCUGUGCGCACAGCUGGCGGCGGCACAGCUGCGCGCGGAUUCGGCGCGGACGUCGCAGACAUCGCGGGUCACGUUCGAGGAGAAGGUGGCGUCGUCCGCGUCGUUCGCCGCCGAUGGAGGAUCCGAGCUCGCGAAAGGCCCGUUCUCGAGGAAGCUCGCCAACGGCCGUCGGGUCCGCGUCGGGAGUCCGAGCUCGACGACGCCGGGUGACGCCGGGCGAAGGAGGCUCGGCUCGCUCGGUCGGUCGACGGCGGCGCCGAGCGCUCGGCUCGCGAUCGCCCUCGCGGCCCGGGGCGGCAAAGGCGGGCGUCUCGACGUUAGCGAGUCCCGGGACGCGUUUCGGGCGUCGCUGCGGCGACAGGGCGAGGCUUUGGCGAGGCUCGCCGCGGGUCGCGUCGCGAGAAGGGCGGAGAUGGCGGCGCUCCGGGACGCCGUCGACGCGAUGGGCGUUACGUAG